Messenger RNA from Halichondria panicea, 1154 nucleotides. RefSeq names its product CST complex subunit STN1-like. Lineage: Eukaryota; Metazoa; Porifera; Demospongiae; Suberitida; Halichondriidae. The transcript is spliced from 4 exons. The record is from RefSeq and is a predicted model, not a curated record. Bases 49 to 1086 code for a protein of 345 amino acids.
GGGAAAGGUCGUCGACAAAACUUAACACUAAUAAUUUACAGAGGUGAUAUGGAGAUGUGUUACUAUGAGCCACGCUACUGGGGUCUUGAUCCUCUCUUCUCCUCCAAGAUGAAGCUCAAUGUGUGUGAUGUUCUAUCCUUGAAGUAUUAUCCUGGUUUCCAAGAUAUCUACUGCAUACUCAACCAUGCUAUUGGGCAGGUCCACAUAAUGGGAGAUGUCCUCUCUGCAGUCAAGAAGACCAGGCUGAUCCAAUACGAAGUUGAUGAUGGGACUGGGGUAAUCAACUGCACUCAAUGGAGGAAAGCGGACGACAGUGAUGAAGGUCUUUGUGUGGCCAGUCAGGGACAAUUGGUCUCAGUGUUUGGGAAAGUGUCAGAGUUCAGAAAUAUGAAACAGUUGACUGUCACUGGUAUCUGCCCGGAGCCUGAUCCCAAUGUAGAGCCUUUGUUCUGGCUGGAGGUGAUCAAGCUGAAGAGAGGUGUCUAUUCUAAACCAUUCCAGCUUCCUCCAGGCAUUAACACAAGCAUCACCUCAGCUACACUGUGCUUGCAAGAACUAGUGUACUCUGAAUUGAAGAAAUGGGUCUUAACUGAAUAUCCAAGCAAGAACUUUAGUCUGGGAGAGCUUGAAGCUGACACAUCCUUUAUUGAGGUGUGUAUGAGGACACUACAGGACCAGAGCAGGAGCCACUCUAGGGCAGAGGUGGAGAGAGGUGUCAUAGCAUGCAUAACCAAGCUCAAGGAGGACGGUGUUAUAGUGUCUACUGGGACCACUGGAAACAGGAGAGAGAUGUUGUAUAAGAUAUUCUCUGCAGAAAAGGAUCUCUUUCCCGUUGUCCUCAGUUAUUUGGCGAGAAGACAACAAAGUUUGAGUAAGCCAUAUAAGACAUGUUGGCCAGUGUGUACUAUGCUGUGUACUGCAGAGGUGCUCCAGCUUGGUGUCCCUGAGGCAUGGAUUAUUGAGGCUGUCCAGCAGUGUGGCAGUUUAAGACUAGUGCCCAGAGCUGUGGUUGUGACUGCCAUUAAUGCCAUGGUGGACAAGAGCUUGAUCUACCCACAGGCACCAAGGUCAUACAAACUUGUCUAGCUCACUUGUGCAAUGUUUUAUUUUUGUCAACGUUAUAUUGCUUGUUUCAAUGAAUACACAGUCUUCAC